Messenger RNA from Prunus avium (sweet cherry), 1518 nucleotides. RefSeq names its product putative aquaporin PIP2-5. Lineage: Eukaryota; Viridiplantae; Streptophyta; Magnoliopsida; Rosales; Rosaceae. The record is from RefSeq and is a predicted model, not a curated record. Gene Ontology annotation, cellular component: membrane. Gene Ontology annotation, biological process: transmembrane transport. Gene Ontology annotation, molecular function: channel activity.
AGUAAGUGGGAGGUCAGGUGGCCCCAGUAAAAAGUCAGGCCACAUAGUCGGUGAAAGCCAAAGAACACACUAAAAUAGUAGGUGGGUUCUGUCCAGAAAUUUCAAAUUGCAGUAAUUAAUCCUAAUCCCUCACCCAUAUAUACCCCCUUCUCCUCACUCUCUCACACACCAACACCCUCCCCUCUCUCUCUCUCUCUCUCUAGAAAUUUCAAAAGCAAAGACUCUGUUUUUCUUUAGCCUCAGCUCCCCUGCUUCUCUGUUUCUCCCAAACUCUCUGAAGCUUUAGCUAAUUAAGCUUAAUGGCCAAGGACGUUGAAGUUGCAGAGAGAGGCUCUUUCUCAGCCAAGGACUACCAUGACCCACCUCCUGCACCACUCUUCGAUGCAGUGGAGCUCACCAAAUGGUCCUUUUACAGAGCUCUCAUAGCUGAGUUCAUAGCCACUCUUCUUUUCCUCUAUGUCACUGUGCUUACUGUGAUUGGGUACAAGAGCCAGUCAGAUACAACUGCCAAUGGUGACGCUUGUGGUGGGGUUGGGAUUCUGGGUAUUGCUUGGGCCUUUGGGGGCAUGAUCUUUGUCCUUGUUUACUGCACUGCUGGGAUUUCAGGAGGUCACAUUAAUCCUGCAGUGACAUUUGGGCUGUUCUUGGCUCGCAAGGUGUCGCUGGUCAGAGCUGUUUUGUACAUGGUGGCUCAGUCUUUGGGGGCUAUAGCCGGUGUUGCUUUGGUCAAGGCUUUCCAGGAGAGCUACUACACCAAGUAUGGCGGUGGAGCCAAUGAGCUCAGUAAAGGCUACAGCAAAGGAGUUGGGUUGGGUGCUGAGAUUAUUGGGACCUUUGUGCUGGUUUACACUGUGUUCUCUGCUACUGACCCCAAGAGGAGUGCUAGAGACUCCCAUGUUCCGGUUUUGGCUCCACUGCCAAUUGGGUUUGCUGUGUUCAUUGUUCACUUGGCCACAAUCCCAAUCACUGGCACUGGCAUCAACCCUGCUAGGAGUCUUGGAGCUGCUGUCAUCUACAACAAAGACAAGGCUUGGGAUGACCAAUGGAUUUUUUGGGUUGGACCCUUCAUUGGUGCAGCCAUUGCAGCCUUCUACCACCAAUUCAUCUUGAGAGCAGGAGCUGUCAAAGCCCUUGGAUCAUUCAGGAGCAACCCCCAUGUUUGAAUAUUUUCAGAGACUCCAUGAAUUGAAGUUGCUUCCUUUGUCAUGGUUAGGGUGGGAAACAAUGGAAGAAGGCAUCAUGGGAUUUGAAAAAGAAUAAGUUACAAUGGCUAGUAUUUAUUAUUUGUGCUUUUAUAACGGCUAGUAUUUAUUAUAUGUGCUUUUAGCUUAUGCUUGUGUAUGAAGGUUUCUUUUUCUCCUCUCUCUCAAUUUCCUUUAGAAAGAGGGGCUGAGAGGGUCAUUAAGUUGUAGAUACAGUCAGGUUGAAAAGGAGGAGCUUUUUGUACCCCUUACUGCUUCUCCAAACACUUGCCUUUGAAUUUACUUCAAUGUCAUUUUCAUUUCCAUCUCUCCUCCU